AUGGCGAGACCCCAAGAUACGGCUUUGGCCCGAUUCUAUGGCCUCCCUAAGGUGCACAAAGACGGCGCUCCUCUCCGACCCAUCGUGUCGCUCAAAGGGACUCCAACGUACGGACUGGCGAAGUGGCUGUUCCGGCGUCUCAAGUUCCUGACCGCUGAGUCAGACACCACGGUCUCUUCGUCAGCACAAUUCCUGGAGAAACUCAAAGGGGUAAGCAUCCAUCCAAAUGAAGUCAUGGUAUCUUUUGAUGUUACAUCCCUUUUUACUUCUAUUCCCCAGGACCUGGCGAUCGAGACAAUUGAACUGCUACUACAAAGCAAAUACGAUGAAACGGAGAACCGUCUUGGACACGCCCAAAUCCUUCAGCUCCUGAAGCUCUGUCUCAGGACGUACUUCACGUUCUGA
Molecule: messenger RNA, 405 nt
Organism: Spirometra erinaceieuropaei
Lineage: Eukaryota; Metazoa; Platyhelminthes; Cestoda; Diphyllobothriidea; Diphyllobothriidae
Source: the annotation of a GenBank genome assembly